Botrytis porri is the source of this 1613-nucleotide messenger RNA. RefSeq lists its product as uncharacterized. Lineage: Eukaryota; Fungi; Ascomycota; Leotiomycetes; Helotiales; Sclerotiniaceae. The transcript is spliced from 7 exons. The record is from RefSeq and is a predicted model, not a curated record. The coding region runs from base 811 to 1518 and encodes 235 amino acids.
GGGAUUUUCGGAGAAACACCAAUUUCAUGCAUAUGUAUCACCUACUCAGAUCGAUCACAACAGCCAUUUUAUGGUCAUUCCUAUCCUCGCGGGAAGAGGACACGAUAAUGCAACAAUUACUCCUUACAGUGUGCCUUGCUUCCGAGUUCCGUUUGUCACUAGAUAUAUGAUAUUUCUAGUGUCUCAACUAGUUUCCGAGGAUCGCGCCGGAUCGGCACGAAGUGCCAAGCCUUGUUGCAACAGAUGAUGCAUGCCAUUCUUCGUACAGACACACUACUACGCUACCCCAUACUUUUAAUAUACGCAGCCACAAUAGCAUCUUCAGCUACAACAUAGCUGCGCCAAAUCAGUAUCUAAGACAAAGCAACAUAGUUCAGCUAUACCAGCAAAGUAACAGCUACAUUGGACAGCCAUUAAUGUGUAUUUUGGCGUGGCCCACUGAUGAAUCUUAUGGUCGGCGAGGUUCUCAAACUGUGAUAGGAAUGCUUCUGAGGUAAGGAUUCAAUAGAAUCUUCCUGCAUAAUUUGCGGGGUUGUGAAUCAUGUCAACAACCAAAUGUGUCAUGCUAGUCAUCCAAGUGAGGAGGCGGUGACACUUCAUUACGGCUUUGGUGUUCUGGUCCUGGCUCCUUCCUGCAACAUGCAGAAAUCGGGGCUUGUGCUACGUACAUAUCACAUCAAGUGAAUUACCUUGUCUUUAUAGAACAUUGGGAGGAAAACAUACUUCUACAUCCGCUUCCCCUUGGUGGAUGAUUAUACUUUCAAUUUCACUUGGCUUCUAUCCUCUUUCAACUACAUCUACCACUUCACGAUGAGAACAUUCAAGCUCUCAAUACUUGGUGUUUUCACCAUUGCAAGCUUUGUAGCUGCUCAGCUGGAGACGCCUCAGGAUUUCUGCAAGAGAACCGCCGGGCCAAAUUACGUCCCUAAAUAUGAUGCAAGUGGUGUCUUCCAGGGCGAAUGCGAAACCGCAGCCAUAAGCAUUUGUCUUGGAACAGAAUAUGCACAAGCUCAGACUGGCGCUACAACAUGCUGUCUGCCACCAAAUACGGUACAGUCUGCUGGUGGGAAGCAAGGCUGUUGCCCACCAGGCCAGAAUUUCAAAUGGGAUGGCACGUCCCCCUCUUGCGUCAUACCACCACCACCCCCUCCCGCCAUCUCUUGUCCAGCUUCCAACAUGCAAGUUGUGAAUCGAAACGGGCAAAACUUCAGAAUUUACUGCCAGCGUUCAGUGAUGGUCUACACAUAUCCUUGGUUGACCACCACCUCUCAUGGCAUAUACAGAGCCAUACAGGGCCCUGAGUUGAUGACGAAUGAUUUUGAAACCUGUCUACGAUUUUGCGCAGCGAAUGGGAAAUCUAAUGGAGCUAAUUUCUGGCCUGCACAAGGAUUGUGCUCUGUGGUUGACACGCCGCCUGGAAAUUUCUUCAAAGUGGGAAGUCGUUAUGAUGUACCACCUCCUCCAUACAAUGGACCACAGAUUAUCUCCAUGGUAGCGAUCCCGAAACGUGCUUAUUAGACUACGCUUGUUAGAUGUGUUGAAGAAUCGGGUCGGAUAGUUAGGGCAAUAUGGACAGACUAUAGCUAGUUCACAAACAAUACUUCCAUUUGUUA